AUGGUCGUCCUCAACGCUCGCCUCUCCGCUCUCUGCGCCCUCCUCCUCUCUGCCAUAGCUGAUGCCCAGUCCGCCAGUGAGAUUUCCUCAGCUGUGUCGGCGUCCUCUGUUGUGGCAUCUUCAAGUGAGGCCGUGUCCUCCGUGCUGACCAGUGUUGCAUCCUCCGCACCCGCGUCUGUAUCCUCUGCCAUCCCCAGCGGAGUGAGCACUGCUUCGGCGUCGGCUUACACCGUCAUCUCCGAGACGUCUGUCGCCUCGGCGUCGAGCGCGGUCUCUUCUGCAGUCUCCUCCGACCCCGCCUCCGCAUCUGCGUCCACCCCUGCCUCGGCGUCUACUGCUGCCACGGGCCCUCCUCUUGAAUCCACGCACCUCACGAUACCCCUCUCCAAAUACCCCUUUACCUCCUUCUCGGUACCUUCGGCAUCCCCGAUACCCGGCGUCUUCCCGUCCACCUCGCCCAAGUCUCCUCCCCCUCCGGGGUCGAGUUUGAUUCCCGACUUCGGCCCAGUCUGGAAGGCUGCACAUGCGCGCGCCAAGAAGCUUAUUUCUGGGUGGUCGCUCGAGCAGAAGGUCGCGACCACGACCGGCGUAGGCUGGAUGGGCGGCCGCUGUGUCGGCAACAUUCCAGCCGUCGCAGACUGGCCCGGCCUCUGCCUCGAGGACUCGCCUCUCGGUGUGCGCGAUACCGACUUCGUGACCGCGUUCCCCACUGGCCUGUCAGCUGCUGCCACAUGGCAGCGCGCUCUCAUUCGUGCUCGCGGUCUCGCGAUGGGACAGGAAUUCAAGGGCAAGGGCGCGCACGUUGCGCUCGGCCCGAUGAUGAACAUGGGUCGGAUCGCUCAGGGCGGGCGUAACUGGGAGGGCUUUGGCGCAGAUCCGUUCCUAUCUGGCGAGGCCGCUUAUGAGACCAUCCUCGGACUGCAGGCGGGUGGUGUGCAAGCGUGCGCGAAGCACUACAUUAACAACGAGCAGGAGCACUUCCGUACGCAGGAGUCGUCCAACGUUGACGACCGUACAGAGCACGAGAUUUACUUCCAUCCCUUCCUGCGUUCGGUGCAGGCCGGCGUUGCCAGUGUCAUGUGCAGCUACAACCUCAUCAACGACACUUACGCGUGCGAGAACGACUACACGCUGAACGAGCUCCUGAAAAAGCAGGCCGGCUUCCAAGGCUAUGUCAUGUCUGACUGGGGCGCACAUCACUCUACCCUCGCCGCAGUCGCAGGCUUGGACAUGUCCAUGCCUGGAGACAUCACGUCCCUCUCUGGAACCACGUGGUGGGGCGCGAACCUGACUGCGUUCGUGCAGAACGGCACGAUCGCUGAGUCCCGCGUGGAUGACAUGGCGGAGCGCAUUCUUGCGUCGUGGUAUCUCCUUGACCAGGAUCAGAACUACCCUGAAGUGAGCUUCAACGCGUUCUUCAUGAACGACCCCGCGACCAACGCCCACAUCGAUGUGCAAGCCGAUCACUAUAAGAUCGUCCGUGAGAUUGGUGCGGCUGGUAGCAUUCUACUCAAGAACACAGACUCCGCGCUCCCGCUCAAGAAGCCGCGCAGCAUUGCGCUCAUCGGUAACGACGCUGGCCCGAGCUCGCGUGGUCCCAACGGCUUCACCGACCGCGGCGGCGACGACGGCAUCCUCGCGAUGGGCUGGGGCUCUGGCUCCGCGCAGUUUCCCUACCUCAUCUCGCCACUCGAGGCUAUCCAGGCUCGCGCCCGCAAGGACUCGUCCGGCUCGCAAGUCUCCUGGUUCCUCAACAACUGGGACCUCGCUGGCGCCCAGGCUACCGCGCUCGAUCAAGACGUCGCGCUGGUCUUUGUCAACGCGGACGCUGGCGAGGGCUACAUCACAGUCGACGGAAACGAGGGCGACCGCAAGAACCUUACUCUCUGGGAUAACGCUGAGGCCCUCAUCGAAGCGGUCGCGUCGGUGAACCGGAAUACGGUUGUCGUCGCGCACUCCGUCGGCCCCGCGAUCAUCGAGUCCUGGAUCGAGAACCCGAACAUCACUGCAGUCGUGUGGGCCGGUCUGCCCGGGCAGGAGGCCGGCAACUCGAUCACCGAUGUCCUUUACGGCGACGUCAACCCCUCCGGCCGCCUUCCGUAUACCAUCGCGAAAGACCCUGCCGACUACAGCGCACAGCUCAUCACUGGUGGCACUGGAGAUGACAUCCUGCGCAUCGACUAUACCGAGGGCCUGAACAUCGACUACCGCCACUUCGACGCUAACAACAUUGUCCCGCGCUUCGAGUUCGGCUUCGGGCUCUCCUACACUACCUUCUCGUACGCCGGGUUGCACAUCUCGCCGAUCACCCACGCGGACAGCACGUCCGCCGCGCUCGAGUCCGCCUGGGCCUCAGGCAAGGCCUCUCCCGCCGACGAGGGUGCCGUCACCGCACUCUGGCUGCACCGUCCCGCGUUCGAGGUGACCUUCACCGUCAAGAACACCGGCGCUGUCGCAGGCACCGAAAUCGCGCAGCUCUACUUGCAUUUCCCGAGCAGCGCGGGCGAGCCGCCGAGCGUUCUUCGAGGAUUCGAGGAUAUCCAGGUUCCCGCGCACGGGAGCGCGCAGGGCAAGAUCACGCUCUCGCGCUAUGAUUUGAGCGUGUGGGACGUGGACGCGAAGGGCUGGAGGAAGCCUUCGGGCGUGUUCACGUUCUCGAUCGGUGCCAGCAGUCGAGACUUCCGCCUGAAGGGGACGGUUCCACUUUGAGGGAGGUGUUUGAACUAGGAUAAAAGGGAUUGACGG
Trametes versicolor FP-101664 SS1 is the source of this 2745-nucleotide messenger RNA. RefSeq lists its product as uncharacterized. Bases 1 to 2709 code for a protein of 902 amino acids. The transcript is spliced from 8 exons. Gene Ontology annotation, biological process: glucan catabolic process. Lineage: Eukaryota; Fungi; Basidiomycota; Agaricomycetes; Polyporales; Polyporaceae. The record is from RefSeq and is a predicted model, not a curated record. Gene Ontology annotation, molecular function: beta-glucosidase activity.